This is a messenger RNA of Ziziphus jujuba (common jujube), 2949 nucleotides long. RefSeq names its product AT-rich interactive domain-containing protein 2. The transcript is spliced from 2 exons. The record is from RefSeq and is a predicted model, not a curated record. Gene Ontology annotation, molecular function: DNA binding. The coding region runs from base 528 to 2330 and encodes 600 amino acids. NCBI's taxonomy places the organism in Eukaryota, Viridiplantae, Streptophyta, Magnoliopsida, Rosales, Rhamnaceae.
UCUCUACCAUCAUUUCUCUGCUUUUUCUUUUUCCCUAAACUUUUAAUUAUCUAUGUAUAUUAUAUAUAUAUAAAUAUUUCAUAACUCUUUUUAUCUUUGAAGGUUAGUGAUUAGCGAUCAAUGUCCUAAAGAUUUAACAGUUCGAUCUAUUUGCUGGAUCCCACUAAUCGUAUUGAAGAAAUUUGUAAGCUCCAACUAUUUUCUUUUUUUUUUUUUUUUUUUUUUUCCUUGGGUGUUCCAGCUCAGCUCAGCUCUCACGCCCUUUGUCUCUUUGUGGUGUCUCUGCAAAACCUGGCGGCAUCUCGAAGCAAUUGAAGCAACAAAACGUCUUCGACGACCCAGAAAAUGAGGUGAAACCAAAAAUAGUUUACGCUACGAUGAAAAACAAAGUAAUGGGUUUGUUAAUGAUUUAGCUUUACUUGCUUUCUUCAUCUAUCUUUGAGAAGGGUCAAAAAAAAAAAAAAAAAAGAAAAGUUUGGUUUUUUCAUUAUUUUUUGGGUUUUUCCGAGGCACAAAUUCAAAGUUUCAUGGCAGGAUGGUCGAUUUUAACAAGUAGGACUGUCUUAGAUUGCGAUGAAAAUGUGGUUUCUUGUCGGAAUAAUGGUUCUUGUAAGUCUGUAGAAGAUGGUGUUGAUGAUGAUAACUGUGAUGGCUAUAAAGUCAGGCCAAGAUGCAUUUUUGAUCAAGUUCUGUCUCUUUUUCUGAAAGAGGUUGCCGAAAAGGGUGUACUUAGGCCUGUCCCGGCAAUGCUUGGUGGUGGCCAGCAGGUAGAUUUGUUCAAAUUGUUUAGGACAGUGAGAGACAGAGGAGGUCAUGAUCGGGUUUCGAAGAAAAAAUUGUGGGCUUCUGUGGCCAAGAAAUCUGGUUUAAGUCUUGGUGCUAGUGCUGCUGUGAAAUUGAUCUACUUCAAGUAUGUCAAUGAGUUGGUGAAAUGGUUCAGAGGGAUGCGUAAAGAUAGGAGCUUGGGAAAUGAACAGUAUGGAUUUGAUAAGAAUGUUCAGUUUCUAUCAUUAGAGCUGGAGACAGAGUUUAGAGGUUUGUUGUCUAAUGGGUCGGUCAGGAAGGGAAAAAAUGGUGGACCAAUUCAAUUGGAAUCAGAUAAUGAAGAUUCAUACAGAACUAGUUCAGGUUUUGGAAAAUACCACAGUGAUAAUGACGAAAAAAGUAGGCAUGAUGAUGAUGGUGAUCUCCAGAUAUUGGACUUAAAUGUUGAUAAGAAAGGAAAAGAGUGGAAGAGAAAACGAGAAUCAUUGUCUGGAAUGCUUAAGUGGCUGAUUCAGACAGCCAAACGUUCGGAUGAUCCUUCAAUUGGGAUGAUACCAGAGCCAUCUAAGUGGAAGGAUCACAAGGAUAACGAGUUCUGGCUCCAGGCAAUAAGGGUAAGGGAGGCAUUGUUUUUAAGAAGGCAUAUCUGUUCAAAUACUGAAGAAUCUCCCUUGCCGAAAAAGCAAAAGAUGCAUCCAUCCAUGUAUGAGGAUAACAUGGCUUCCAGUCACCAUUCCACAGAGAGGUUAAGAUGCAGUGAAAGGGUUCCUAAUUUAGUGAAAUCUCGUCUAUGCGCGUGUUGUAAUUCACGUUCAUCCAGUCAAAGUAAAUUGAGGAGUCCUUGCAAAUUAGAGUUGGGAAAGGACCCAAAGGAGGAAGCACCUGCGGAGGUAGAUUUAUCAGUUACUGAUACAGAAGUUAGCCCGCCAAAGGAUGAGCCCCUCGAGAAGCAUGUUUCUGUGGGACCUCUCUUUCAAGCAGAUGUCCCUGAAUGGACUGGUGUGGUUGCUGAAAGUGAUCCAAAAUGGCUAGGCAUGCAGGUUUGGCCAGUGGACUGUGGAGCAUACAAAUCUUAUGUUGAAACAGAUUCUAUUGGCCAGGGAAGAUCAGAUUUUUGUGGCUGUCCGCUUCGAGGUUCUGUUGAAUGUGUCAGAUUUCACAUUGCCGAGGCAAAGAUGAAACUGAAACUCCAACUUGGCUCAGUGUUUUAUCAUUGGAGAUUUGAUCGUAUGGGUGAAGAAGUUUCACUUCAGUGGACAGCUGAAGAGGAAAAGAGAUUUAAGGAUAUUGUAAGGUCCCACAAUAAGUGCUUUUGGGAUGAUGUAGUCAAGUGGUUUCCGACAAAGACACAGGAAAAGCUGGUGAGCUAUUACUUCAAUGUAUUCCUUAUCCAGCGUAGAAGUUAUCAAAAUCGUGUGACUCCAAAAAAUAUUGAUAGUGAUGAUGACGAAACAGAAUUAGGAUCUUUAAGUGAGGGUUUUGGGCAUGAUGCAGUCAAGGUUUCAGGCUCAAAUUCCCUUUCAUGUUCCAAAAAUGAGCAGUGUUUCGAUUUUGAACAGACAUAGCUUUCUUAAGAGUUAAAAUUUGAUAUGGGAUUUGAACCAUUGCAGACUAACAACUUUCUUCUCAGUCUGAAUUUGUCUAAAACAUCUACUCCAAGAUCACCUAUGAAAGCAUCGUUUACCGUACUUCAGAAUUUUGAAUGUUUUGUGAUACUCACUAUCUUCAACGAUGCAGUUUUGAGGGUUAUUUGCCCAUGGUGAUCGAAGCAGACAUAAUUGGUUUCUUGUUGAUCUUAUAUAUUAUAGAAUUUAUGCAAAUGUGAUGGAGAAUUUACUGCUGAUGCUCAGCAAAAGUCUUUGGUUUGAUGUGCGGAGCUGCCUUGUGAAUAUUGUGUUGUAAUACAGGUUUCAUCACUUUGUUUAAACCUUCUUGUUUUAGACAAGCGGAAGAUGAAAGAGGGAUACAGUCUGUGGUUCAAGUUGUACUUUUCUUGUUUCCCUGAGUUAUGGAACUCAGUUCAAGGCUCUGCUGUUUAAAUUCUGUUUCUAUCUAAGCUUGUAGCUUUCUAAGCAAAUACUCUCUCUUUGUGCAGUAAGAUGUUUUUGCUAGCCAAAAUUGAUAGUAAUAUAUUUGGAAGGGGCAUAAAAUCAAAAUUAUAUAAGUAGGCCCAUUUUUCUGUUA